Drosophila rhopaloa is the source of this 399-nucleotide messenger RNA. RefSeq lists its product as uncharacterized. The record is from RefSeq and is a predicted model, not a curated record. NCBI's taxonomy places the organism in Eukaryota, Metazoa, Arthropoda, Insecta, Diptera, Drosophilidae.
UCAAUCCGACAAGUAAAACCAAAUAAACCAAUCCUCCCAAGAUGUUCAAGUUCUUCGCCGUCGCCCUCUUCGCCCUGAUUGCCUGCGUGGCUGGCAAGCCCGGAAUCGUGGCUCCUCUGGCCUACUCCGCCCCCUACGUGGCCUCUCCGUACGUGGCGUCUCCGUAUGUGGCAUCUCCCUACGUGGCGUCUCCGUACUCCGCUGCCUAUGCCCCCUACACUGCCGCCUACACCGCCUCGUACGCCGCUCCCUACACCGCCGCCUACGCUUCCCCGUACGCCGCCGCCUACACCGCUCCCCUCCUCCUGAAGAAGUAGAUUCCCGAGGGAACCGUCAACAUCCCAGGAAACCAGAUGGACACUCGCAAUGAAAUUUGAAUAAAACUCGCAAACAAACGAA